UAAAAAUAAUGGUUUUGAACGUAAAAUCCACUUUUAUUGCUUUACUCCUAAUCUCAUUAUCGUAUACUUUUUGUGGAGUUAAUACUAUCGCUGCACCCAAAAUUAAAGGACUUACAAAGCGUUACAACAGUUCAGAUAUUUGUGGAGGACUCAAAAUUUCUUUACCACAGGAGAAAUACAACGGUCUACUUUCUUAUAAAAAUGAUAGUAUAAUUAAAUGUGAAUGGACAACUCAAUCUGAAAAGAUUGCACAGGUCUCGGAUUUUGAACUUUUUAGCCUGCCUGAUGGAAAACUAGUAGCUUAUUUAUGGAAUG
Molecule: messenger RNA, 315 nt
Organism: Dentiscutata heterogama
Lineage: Eukaryota; Fungi; Glomeromycota; Glomeromycetes; Diversisporales; Gigasporaceae
Source: the annotation of a GenBank genome assembly